AGAAGAAAAACGAAACAAAACGCAGUACAAGAUGGCUGCGUUUGGGUGUUGUGGCUACUGAUUUGUGUAAAAUAUUCUGUAGUAAUCAAUGGUUAAUUCGUAGUGAAUCGUUUAAUUUCUAUAAGUUGUCUAUUAGUAUAAUUGAGCUUGUGUAUAACGUGUACGUGUGAAAACAAGUCGCGUUUGGAGGAACAAUGCGAGCACAUCGUUGAAACAUUUAUCACGGUUCAGGGGGUGGAUGAUAGGAAUUUACUGAAAAUCCAAGAUAGAAGCCACUUGAAACACUGGAGAAAGACGGUGGAGCUUCGGAGGAGGAGGAGAUGUCUGCCGGCACCCAGGGCGAGAUUCGGGUUGGCCCUUCGCACCAGGAAUUGGUUUCUUGUCAGGCUCGUUUGCCUGAGUAUCGGCCGGGUAUACCUCCUGGAGAGCUGCUUCCUGAUCCAGAGUUUUCUAAAGAACGAGAAGAGCUAAGAUGGAUUCCAGCUAUGGCAUUAGACGGGGAUCUUCUGAUGUACUUAAGGGCAGCUCGAUCUAUGGCUGCAUUUGCUGGUAUGUGUGAUGGAGGAUCCCCGGAUGACGGUUGUGUGGCUGCUUCACGUGACGACACGACUAUCAAUGCUCUGGAUAUCUUGCACGACUCUGGCUAUGAUCCAGGAAGAGCAUUGCAAGCUUUGGUUAAAUGUCCCGUACCUAAAGGCAUCGAUAAAAAAUGGUCCGAAGAGGAAACUAAACGCUUCGUUAAAGGACUUCGACAAUUUGGAAAAAAUUUCUCAAGGAUCAGAAAGGAUCUCUUACCUCAUAAAGACACGCCGGAAUUGGUUGAAUUCUAUUAUUUGUGGAAGAAAACACCAGGAGCGAAUAAUAAUCGACCUCAUCGAAGAAGACGACAAGGUUCACUUAGGAGAAUUCGUAAUACACGUAAUUCGCGCGCUGGUACUCCCAAAGAGGAAGUUCCAACUCCGCCCAAAGAUACUCCACCAGCUAGUGUCAAUCAGAAAGAGCCUGUUUCAGAACCGGAAACUGUACCUGUUGGAACACCUGCGAGCAAUAAUCCUGGUGGGGAAAUUAGUUCUGUAACAGAGGACGAUAAUUCGGAAGAGGAUAGUGAUUCUAGAGAUACAAACACUAACGGAGCGAUACAUUCUUGUCAACAUUGUUUCUCGACUAAUUCAAAGGAAUAUCAAAUAGCUGGUAAGGAUAGGUUAUUGCUCUGUACGGAAUGCAGGACACAUUUGAAAAAGACUGGAGAAUUACCGCCUGCACCUCCGUAUCUGUUCCGCCCUGUGCCUGCGGAAUCACCAGAUAGCCCAGGGAGAAUGCGUACAAGAAAUAAGGCUAAGGAAACGCCUAGACCUGCAAGACCACGACGUACAGGUGGAACGGAUACUCCUGAUCAAGAAAAGCAACAACAACAACAACAAACACCAGACAAGAAUAAGAAAAAAUCUAAUAAAUCAGAAACACCAAAAAAGGGUCAAAAACGACCACAGACGGAUGACGUGGAUGAAGACAAAGAGUCUCAGAAACGGAAACGUCCUGGUGAACGUCCUGAGAGUCCCUCAGAGUCUCUCACAACUGAUAGUAACUCUCUCAUGGAUGAACCUGAGAGAGAAGGAGAAGGUGAUACAAAUGAAAAUCAACCUACUCCGGUUACAGUGCCAACUGAGGAACCUGUUAGUCCGGCAGUAACUACACCGGAAGAACCUUCCGAACCAACGCCAGUUUCUACUCCCGUACCAACACCUAUACAGACUUUACCAAUUUCUGUUCCUGUUAUUCAUACUUUAGAAGAACCAUUAUUAGAAGAACCAGUAGAAACGAAAGAUCAAAUAGAAGAUGUUCCUUUAGCUAUGAAUCAGCCACUAAAAUUGGAACCUAUGCCAAUAGAACCAGCCAUGUCUCCAUCUAAUGAAGAUAUGAAAGAACCCGAACAACAGCUGAAUUUAACUACAUCACAGUCAUUGAAUAUAAACGAUAUGAGUCAAAACAUACCACGUAAUUUAUCGCAAUCAAUUCAAAAUAGUGGUAUUUGUACCUCGACUGGUCCACAAAGUAUACAGAAUUCGCAGAUUAUGUCUCCGACGCACCAAGGACUGCCACUCAAUAUGCAGUACACAUCCAAUGUUCCUCCUGUUCAAAAUGUACCGCAAAACUUAUCACAAAGUAUGCAAAUGCCGUCGAAUAUACCACAAAAUAUGUCAAAUGCGCAAAAUAUGGGACCAACACAAAAUCUUCGAACACAUGGUGAAAAUUUAUCAAAUACGCAAAAUAUGCCUCAAAGCAUACCGGGACCACCAUUGAAUCUCAAUAUUUCACAAAGUAUACCAACGAACAUGACUCAAAUGCCUCAAAUGCCGAGUUCACCACAACCACUUGGUUUAACCGUGAUGUCUUCGGAAAAUAGGAUGUCCGAAAGAAUUUCUGAUGAUAGACUAUCUUCGGAACGAAUUAGAGAUAGAAUACCUGAAAGAAUACCCGAAAGAAUACCAGAGAGAUCAGAAAAUAAUGAACCUGAAAGAAACGAGUCGAAUAAUUUAUUUCAACCUAUUCAGCCAAGUGGAAUGUUAUCAAUAGAAAAACCAUCUUCAAUGUACAAUUUAGCUAGUACACCACCGAUGGAACCGCAAAAUUUGAAAAUCAAACAAGAGAUCAUUCCUCCUGAACCAGAUCCACUUCAAAGUUUAAAAGAAGUUAAAGUUCCUGGUUUUCAAUCUGGAUUUCCAGGCCCAAGUUUAGAUAAUAUUAAAAAAGAUCCAGAUAGUUCUAGUAAACCGCCGACACCUAGCAAGCACUCCAUAUCUAGCAGUCAAUCUGUACCUCAAAUACAAUCCGUAGCAGCAUCUCCAACUCCAACUCUUCCACCACCACCUACGUCUAUACCUCAGCCAGUGAUGCAUCCAGCCCAACAACCAAGUCCUCAUAUGGCUCAUCCAUUCCAUCCACAUCAUCCCUUAAUGCAUCAUUCAUUAUUUACUGCCAUGCAUCCAUAUCAUCCUCACGCUUAUCCAGGUUAUGCUCCAGUUGGAGCUUAUCCUUCAUUCCCGCCCUAUCCAUACGGUCCAGUUCCGCAUGCAAUUCCACCUCCGUCCCCGCAAAGAAGUCAAGAAAGUACAACAAUGAUGACGGCACAUCAUUCGAGUACGAGUUCUAGUGUGACGACGAGAGAAGAAGGAGAGAAUCUUAUAGCUACGCAUCACCACUCUUCUACUAUGCAUCAAGCUACAGCAUUGCAUCAUGAUAAAUUGUUAACUAUUUCUUCUCAUAGUUCUCAUAGUCAUUCUUCAUCGCAUAGUUCACAUAAUACUCAACGCAAGCCGUCACUAGUUUCAGCUACAUGUUUGACAUCUAGUAGUUCGGCCCAUCAUCAUCAUAGACCGCCGCAAUCUCAACCUCCAAUUGUACCAGAACCAAAAAUAGAACCUGAUUUAGUAGAACAGGAACAAGAAGAGCCACCAAGUCCUCGAGGUCCAUCUCCAGAACCCCGAAUCGAGGAUUCAGAAUGUCACAGAUCACAAUCUGCAAUUUUUCUACGACAUUGGAAUCGAGGCGAAAAUAAUUCUUGUACCAGAACUGAUCUAAUGUUCAAACCUGUUCCGGAUUCGAAAUUAGCAAGAAAACGAGAGGAAAGAUCAAGAAAGCAAGCAGAAAGAGAAAGAGAAGAACGUGAUAGAGCUGCAGCACAACAAGCUAGAAAAAUGACUACACCAGAGAAACAACCAGAGACAUGUAAACCACCUAGUCGAGGACCUCUUGAGCCUGUCGUAUCUCCUUAUGAUAGAUAUGCUGCAAGACCAGGAUCUUACGCGGAUACACCUGCUUUGAGACAAUUAUCCGAGUAUGCUCGACCACAUGCUGCAUUUUCCCCUGCUAGACAUCCUGCGCCGCCAGAUCCAAUGUUACAUUACAUGUAUAGUCCUGCAGCUCGUGAACGCUUGGAAUUGGAACAUUUGGAACGUGAAAAAAGAGAACGAGAAAUCAGAGAAUUACGCGAACGAGAAUUAAAUGAUCGGCUAAAAGAGGAACUCUUGAAAGGAACACCUAGACCAAUGCCAGCACCAGUGGAUCCACAUUGGCUAGAGAUACAUCGACGUUAUGCGGCUGCAGGACUUGCACCUGGACCUUCAGGUCCUCCUCAAGCUUUACACCAAUUCGGUCUUUACGGUGCACCACCGGGACCAAGUCAAUUGGAAAGAGAACGUUUAGAAAGAUUAGGGAUACCGACUGCAGCCGGCGGGGGGCCAGCGGGUGCAGGGGCUGGCCAUCCCGUGGCGGCUCAUCACCACGGCCAGCUGGACGAGCGACUGGCUCUAGCUGCUGACCCGAUGGUCCGGUUGCAGAUGGCUGGCAUUUCGCCCGAGUAUCAUGCUCACACUCACGCGCAUACGCAUGCGCAUACGCACUUACACUUACAUCCGGGACAGCAGCAGGCCCAGCAACAGGCUCAGCAACAGCAGGAAGCGGCUGCGGCUGCAGCUGGAUUCCCCCUGCCUGCGGCAGCUGGUGCAAAUUAUCCUCGACCAGGCUUAAUGCCCCGUGACCCAGCACUGGCUCUUCAUCCCGCAGAACUUCUUGCAAGACCGUAUGCGGAUAUGGCAGCGCAUCACGAGCAAUUACAACGUCAUCUUAUGAUGGAACGCGAUCGAUUCCCUCCUCAUGCAUCACUUGUUGCACACCACGAGGAAUAUCUAAGACAACAGCGUGAGCGCGAGCUUAAAGUUCGCGCACUGGAAGAAGCUGCACGUGGAUCACGUCCUUAAGUGUAAUUGUAUUUAUAUAUUUUAAUAAUUAUCCUUCAUAAUUAGGGAUGAGACGGUCCUCGUUAUAAGUAAUUAACGAGUUUCAUACGAUGAUCCUAAUGAAAGGAAUAUCGUAGUUAAAAAAAAAAAAAAGAAAAAAAGAAUAAAAAGGAAAAAAAAA
This is a messenger RNA of Apis florea (little honeybee), 4917 nucleotides long. RefSeq lists its product as uncharacterized. The record is from RefSeq and is a predicted model, not a curated record. Gene Ontology annotation, biological process: regulation of DNA-templated transcription. Gene Ontology annotation, molecular function: transcription corepressor activity; sequence-specific DNA binding. NCBI's taxonomy places the organism in Eukaryota, Metazoa, Arthropoda, Insecta, Hymenoptera, Apidae. Gene Ontology annotation, cellular component: nucleus.